AUGACGACCCCACCCACACUGAGGAGGAACUAUGAAGUAAUGGAAAAUGUCAUGCGUGUGCUGUUGGUGCAUACUCGCAAGUGCUCCCUGAUAGUUUUGCCUGUCAGAGCCUGUUUUCAGAUGAAGCAUACAAAUGAUGUUACAUAGUCUCUGAGUGUGCAUGUUUAACUUGACCUAAUGCCACUGAUAUGCUUCUUUCUUUGUUAUAUGUAUAGCCCACAUGGGUCCUCUUUGUCUGGGGGGCCCCAAAGUCUCUUGAAACACCCCUGUGGUCAGACUGAACCUGCCUCUCAGGCUUUAACUACAUGUUUUAUUAUCAGAGCAGAUACAAAGCCAAGAUGCAUUAAAGACCCAAACUGUAAGGUAAAUCAUGUUAUAGAGUUUAGUGUUCAUGAAUAAAUGGACUUUACAAGGUGGUGGUAUCACAAGAAUAGCAAAAUGAGGCAACUUUAUAUUAGGGAACCUGUGUUGGUUAAUAAGUGUUCCAACUACUAGUGAAUUAGUAGUGAUCAAGAUGUCACAUAAUUAACGCAAGUAAAGUAAGACUUAAUUUAGAGUUAUUUGGACACUAUUAACACUUAGAGUUUUGUGUUUUGUUAUGUAAGAACAGACCAUAUUCAUGAGGUAUUCUAGUGAUACUACCACCUUAUAAAGUCCAUACUAAGCAAAGCAUAUUGAGAUUGUAAUUCAUAUGCAACAACUUACUUACAACCCUACCUACUACAAAUAAGCAAUAAUUGUGAGAUUAUUGAGGGAAAACUCUUAGGUAAUGGCUUACUGGUUGUCUAAAAAAGCCAUGCAGAAUAAGGCUUAAUAGUACUUAAUAAUGACUUAUUAAUUUGCAUGCUAAUAAGCAACUAAUUAAUGGGGAAUAUGUGUUCCCUAAUCUAAAGUGUUACCUGAAUGAAUACUAUCCAGCAAAACAGAAGAGAGAAAACUAGAUUUUGUCUUGUGUGAGAUUAUGAAAAGUGAUUUGAACUUACUCUCACAGAGUGUCUGUGGGAGGGCUUUGUGGGUGGUAAAUGACUUGGCAGCUGAGGCUUGGUCUUUUUAGACAGAGGUGCUCAGACACAGUUAAACACCUCCUUCAUGCAGAGGCAAUACAUGCACACACACAGUCUUGUCUCACACCUGCACCAUGAGCUGUGACCAGAACUACCCUUUCCCCGAGGUGUUCCUCGUGGAGAGUGGCGGAAGUCCACAGCGCUCUGCCCAGCCUCCAGGUCUCCAGGCCCCCAGCUGGUCAUUCCCCGCUGCACAGGAGAGGGUGAGGAGCCGUGGGAAGAGUCGAGGCUUCAUGGGAGUCAGCCCCAGCCUGGCCAUGAUGGUGUUGAUGCUGUUCCUGCUUGUGUUCGCAGCGCUGGGCUUUGAAGCUUUCCAGGUUCACAACAUGCAGACAGAACUGGCAGAGCUGAGAGGAAGUGGACAGAGUGAACCCCCCCCAGAGAUAAUUGCACCCCAGAAGCAAAUUGGCGACUUUAAACCUAAAGACAAAGAAAACAGACUGGCAGCUCAUGUGAUAGGACGGAUUGAAAAUGGAGGAUUCCGUGAGACUUUGCGGUGGGAGCCAAAGGUCAGUCGAGCGUUCAUAUCCGGAGGAGUGACUUACCGGAUCGAGGAUGGAGGCCUGCAGGUCAACGAGAGCGGACUCUUUCACAUUUACUCACGCGUGGAGCUGAUCUUUAAGACAUGUUCCCCCAAGUCCUCGUUCGUUCACUCCAUGUUCAUGAGGAGGAAAGGGCAUCCCUCGCCUCUGACCCUGAUGAACGCCAACAGAGCCGGUUUCUGCUCUCAUCAGCCGCAACACCCCUGGACCUCAGAGAGUUACCUGGGUUCGGCCAUGCAGCUGCAGAAAUAUGACACGGUUUUUGUGAAUGUGUCGCACCCGAGACUUCUUAGUCAUGAACGCUACGGCAACUUCUUUGGUCUCUACAAGAUAUGACGAGUGUGUGUGGUGCAGUGAUGGGCUUUGAGUUUGAGCAUUCAAAAGAAAGACGGUUGCGGACGUGAAUGAAUCUUACUCAUCCCUUCACCCAAGUGAUUCAAAUGUUGACUCUUCUUCCUCUGAUGUACAAUAUGUGAAGAGCGUGCGCUUUUGAAUUGGUUGUUAUAUGAAGCAGUUACACAAAAAGUGAUGAAUAAAUAUUGUGCCUUUUGUUAAAGGUCCAGUGUGUAACAUCCAACAGGGGUUUUUUGUGUAAAAAAU
This is a messenger RNA of Solea senegalensis (Senegalese sole), 2206 nucleotides long. RefSeq names its product Fas ligand (TNF superfamily, member 6) (gene faslg). Gene Ontology annotation, biological process: extrinsic apoptotic signaling pathway via death domain receptors; immune response; positive regulation of canonical NF-kappaB signal transduction. Gene Ontology annotation, molecular function: tumor necrosis factor receptor binding. The coding region runs from base 1139 to 1942 and encodes 267 amino acids. The record is from RefSeq and is a predicted model, not a curated record. NCBI's taxonomy places the organism in Eukaryota, Metazoa, Chordata, Actinopteri, Pleuronectiformes, Soleidae. The transcript has 4 exons. Gene Ontology annotation, cellular component: membrane.